Molecule: messenger RNA, 1237 nt
Organism: Cannabis sativa
Lineage: Eukaryota; Viridiplantae; Streptophyta; Magnoliopsida; Rosales; Cannabaceae
Product: LOB domain-containing protein 16-like
Exons: 2
Coding region: 339-1145 (268 amino acids)
Biological process (GO): positive regulation of DNA-templated transcription; hormone-mediated signaling pathway
Cellular component (GO): nucleus
Source: RefSeq, a predicted model, not a curated record
UGUUAGUGUAUUUUUACGGAUUGCAAUCCGUGAUGUACAGCAGCCGUCAGAUGAAGAAAUUAUUUGAUCUGACGGCUGAGAUUGAUCUAGGGGUAAUUAGGGUUAAAAAGUAAAAACGUACCCUGACACUCAUUUAAUGUACCCUGAGACCAAUCUAAUGUACCACAGAAUACAUUCCGUAAAAGUACAUCACGGGGACAAAAUCAUAUCCCUAUAUAUAUAAUUCAAUUUUGAGGUUGCACCCUUUCCUAGUUCACCCGUGUGUAGUGUCCUUUCAACAACAACAUUUCUCUCUCUAAACUCUUUCUCUUUCUCUUUCUCUCACUAUAUAUAUAGGUAUGGCUUCAUGUGGUGGUAGUAGUAGUAGUAAUAGUGGUGGUACGGGGUCACCGUGCGGCGCGUGUAAGUUUUUGAGGCGAAAGUGCGCGGCGGAUUGCGUAUUUGCGCCGUAUUUUUGCUCGGAGCAAGGUGCGGCGAGGUUUGCGGCUAUACACAAAGUGUUCGGAGCUAGUAACGUGUCGAAACUGUUGUUACACGUGCCUGUUGCUGAUAGGUGUGAAGCUGUCGUUACCAUUGCUUAUGAAGCUCAAGCAAGGAUUAGAGAUCCUGUUUAUGGCUGUGUUGCUCACAUUUUUGCCUUACAACAACAGGUGACAUGCCUUCAAACACAACUGAUUCAAGCCAAAGCUCAAUUAGCUCAAACUUAUAAUACUUCUAAUCAUCAUCAGCACUAUGGAUCAUCAUCAGCAGCAACUAAUCAUACUCAUAAUCAUAAUCAUGAUAAUGUAUAUCAUAAUAAUAAUAAUAAUAAUUACGUGAAUAACAACUAUCCGAUUUCGCCCCAGAGCUCAUUGGACUCUGUUGACCAAACCGGUAGUAGUACUCAUGAUCAUCAUCAAAUUUCGAUGAUCAACGGUGGUAGCGGUGGUGGUGGUGGUGGUGGUGGUGGGGGUGGUGGUGGUGGUCAUCAGGAGAUACAAAGUGGAAGAGUGGUUUCAUCUGAGGAUUAUAAUAAUUUUUUAGUUCAACCUAAUAAUUAUAAUUAUAAUAAUAGUAAUAAUAAUUGUUCAAGGAAGAGGCCAAAUAAUAAUGGCACUGAAUUGGGUGAGCUUCAUGCCCUAGCCCUUAGAAUGAUGAGAAAUUAAUUAAUUAUAUAUUAGAUCAUUUUAAAUUAUUAUAAUUAUUAGUUUUGUAUUAAUUAAUGGUGAUAUAUAUUGAUGAUCAUGGUUUUGAUCAA